AUAAAAUAAAACCAAAAAGAGCAAAUCUGGUUUAACAGAAUAUUGUUAUUAAAGAGAUAAACGGUGAGAAGAUAAAACUUUAGGCAAUAAUUGUUUUACAUUUCUUAUUUUAAAUAUUAUUUUGACUUAAUUACAUUUUAUUUUAUUUAUUCCUUUGACACCUGGGUAUAUAAUCUUAAUACAUAUGCGUUGAAUCUUAUAGAUAUAUUCCUUCAAAAUACAUUUUAUUUUAUUUAUUCUUUUGACACUUGGGUAAAACAUCAAGUUCCUUCAAAAGAGUUCAAGCUUCACUUUUUCUUUGCUCAGAACCCUUAUUUGGAAAACACUGUGGUGAAUAAGACAAAUCACAUGAUUGAAGAAGAUGAUUCAAUCCUCGAGAAGGCCAUUAUUGGGUGAUCUAUUUCUUUUCUCAUGUAUUUGCCUUUUUUUUUCCUUAAGAAAAAGAUUUACUCAUCCUUAACUAUUGUACAGGACGGAGACUGAGUGGUGUCCUAUAUAGAAUGUUUGGAUCAGAAGGUCCUUAAAAUAAGCCAAAGAAGGGAUCCAAAAUCACAAACUCACAAAUCCCAUCACUAAGACUGAGGAGAGGGGGAGUUUCUUCAAUUAUUUCAGUCCACCUCAAGUUCCUGAUGAAGAGUAAGAUUGUCAUGGCCCAAACCCAUUCAAACCCCCAAGCCCAUAUUUUGAGCCAAAAAAAAAAAACCCUAAAGAAGGGCAUUUUAGUCAUUUUGGAUGAUCUGCAACCUAAGAUAUUUCACUUAUAUGUUUUGGCCACGAUCUAGAGAGGAGAGGGAGAGAAAAAUUGAUGGCAAAGCCCUGCCAAAUUCACCAAAAACGCAGCCUGCAACACUCUGUUCUCUAAGUGAGAUCAGUGUCAAGUUGAGGUUUUGGAGAGGAGUUUACGGCCAGAUAUUUAAGAUUUAAGCAAAGAGUCUUAGCUGGAUCGAUAGAUCUCGUUUCAAGGAGGACACAGCAACAUUCGUAUCUCAGUUACGAGGUAACAUCAGUUAGUUAUUCGAUCUACAAGUUGGGGCAAAAACCAUUCUAUUCUGCAAUCUGUUCAGAUCAGGAUUUUAUGUUUUGCAGAGCCAUAUUGUGGGGCAAUUUCCGGUUGAUACAGAAGGAUCUAGGUGACGGUAUUGUUAUGGUUGGAAAUCUGACAUUCCCAGCUUUCUACAGCCACCAUGACCACGCAUUUACGAGUGUCACAUAGGGCUUUUGUGAGAAGAUAUCCCGGUGAACCAGAGAGAGUUAGAAAACGAGUAAGAUAUCUCUGGAAAGCUCUUGUUUCGAGGAAUCUGUAUCAGUUGACGGUUUCUUGUUUAGAUGUAAGAUCAAUUAAUUACUCGUGUUGCUUCCUGGCCAAGAAACAGUUUGUUCUAUCAAAACAGAAACCUUAAUUCCCUUUGAACACAUGCAGUUUCAGAUCGCUAGAACAUUAUUUCAACCGCUAUAUUCAGAAUUUACUUUCAACCUCAGGGCAAAGGUGAGGAUGCGAGCUGUGGAUUCUUAAUAUUAUUAGUCAAGUUGUAUUCUUAAAUGCUAGGUCUAGGAACUUGUUUGUAUUUGAUUGUGAUUGAUGUGUGAUGAUUAUUUGUGAUGAUAAUUUUAAUGAUUAGUUGAUAAUGGUUUAUGUGAUAAGUGUUGAAAGUGUAAAGUAUAUAUAAAAUGUGUGAAGUCGGACUGAGGACGAGGACAUGGCGAUCCCGUCAAAGCCCGUAAACCGGCUGACGAGCCCAAGGUGGCGUACGACCUUUCGAGGUGACGGCCAGCCUAAGUGUUAUGUUAUUAUUAAUAUUGGGAAUGGUUAUGAGAUAAGAAAUGUUAAUGUGAUUAAUGGAAGUGUAUUGAUAUGAAUAAUUUGUUAUGAUUGCUAAUUGUUUAAUAUGUUGAGUGAUGCAUGUUCUAGGACUAGUAUUUUUGUGUGCAAGUUGGUUAAUAAUGUUAGGGGUCAUGUGGACAGGCAUGACCAUCCUCACUGAAUGACUGUGUGUUAUUCAUCCCUCUUUCCCCUUUUCCCCUUUCAGGUGAGGAGUGAAGGUUCACAGCGAGUCUUGUCGGGUGCUGGUUUUAAAAAUGAGUUUUACUUAUGUUUUAUUUCAGAUAUAACUACGUUGGUUUGACUUUGCGAAUUAUGCGGUUUAUGAUUUCAUGUUAAGAUGUUUCUUUAAGAAUAAAGAUGGAUUUUUAUGAAAUAUAUUUAUUAAGUUGGUUAAUUUUGAAAGACGGGUGUUACAAUUUUGGUAUCAGAGCUAGUUCUAUCCCGGUUCCGACCUGGGAUGGCGGUCAAUAAAUCAGUUUCCAAUGUUUUAAGGUUUUUAUGGGGUUUUGGGAUAUUUAAAAAAAAAAAAAAAAAUGCACCGACGACUCCGCAUUUGAACCUCAAAGUCCUUAAAUCCUUUGUUGAGCUGUCCUAAAUGUUUUGUAUUUGGCAGUAUGGCUCGAGGUGGAACUAGAAGAGGUGGAGCUAGAAGAGGCAGAGGACGUGGAGCUCACCCUAGGGAAGAAACUGUUGAAAUGACUGCAGAGAGUACUCAUAACGGAGGUCAAGCACCAAUUCAAGGAGUGGAUCCGGCAGUGAUCACAGCAGCAGUGGUUGAAGGACUCAGACAGUUGUUUGGACAACAAAUUCCAGCAAUACCAGUAGGCGGACAGAUGCCUGGUGUGGCUGCGGCUCAGGCUCAAGGUGCACCACCACCACCUGUAAUUCCACCACCUCCACCGCCAGUACAGAUGCCAAAUCAGGAUCUGAGGCAUGACUACUGGAAAGUGUUGAAGCUGAUGAGAGAAAUGGGAACUACAACUUUCAAUGGUGAAACUGAUCGAGUUGUAGCUGACAAUUGGAAGAAGCAGCUGGAGCGUAACUUCGGAAAUGUUCGCUGCCCACCAGAGUAUAAGGUAGAGUUAGCUACCAGCUUUCUUUUGGGUGAAGCUCAGAUUUGGUGGGAUGCAUUUGUUAGGGGAGGUCAGCCAGGCUACAUUGUUCCUUGGACUACAUUCCGAGAAGAGUUUGAUAGGAAGUAUUUUCCGCAAGAGGCUUUGGACCAGUUGGAAAUGGAGUUUCUGUCACUCACUCAGGAGAACCGAUCAGUGAGGGACUAUGAGCGAGAGUUCAACAGACUUAAAAGGUUCUUUGGGAGAGAAAUGAAUGAACAGUUCAAGAUUAAAAAGUUCAUGAUGGGUUUGAGACUGGAUAUCCGCAAGAUUUGCCAGAUUCGUGACUAUGGAAGUCUCAUUGACUUGGUGGAAAGAGCUUCAUUGACUGAGCGCAAUAUUGAAGAGGAAAACAAACUGACUAAGAGUGCACCGCAAAAAUCUGCUCGAACAACAGAACCAGUGAGACAUCAGCAAGAUAGUCGGGGAGUUAUUGCUGGAAGGGACAAGGGAGCAGCAUGCAGCCGGUGUGGAAAGAAUCAUAGCGGAACUUGCAUGAGUUCUACAGGGUUAUGCAACAAUUGCGGCCAGCCUGGACACACAAAGGCGACUUGUAGGAAGUUUAUGGGCACAUGCAAUUCUUGUGGAAAAGUCGGUCAUCGUGCUAAAGACUGCAGGGUGAGACAGCAUGGUCAGAUCAUUGGCAAUCAAAACAGGGAACAGUUGCCUCCGCCUCCAAAGAGACAGACAGUAGCUCCCCGUGCUUAUGUAGCAGGAGAUCAUAAGGGCAACGAGCCAAUCGCGGGAUCUAUCUCUGUUGGAGAUGUCGCUGCAUACACAUUGUUUGAUAGUGGGGCUACACAUAGUUUUGUGAGCCCAAAACUAGUAAAGUGUUGGCACUUUAAGGGAAAAGUUCGUAAUAAAGAAUGGAAAGUUGAAACCGCAGGAGAUGAACCGAUGAAAUCUUCAAGGACUUUCAAGGAUGUUCCGAUUAUAAUUGAAGGUGUUGUACUUCUCGGAAGUCUUGUGGAGAUGAAGUUGGGUCGUUAUGAUGUUAUACUCGGAAUGGAUUGGUUAACACAACACGACGCGUUAUUAGAUUGCCGAAAGACACGGAUUACCUUUUCAGGACCAGAAGGAAGAAUGAGUUACCAGGGGCUUAAGCUUCAGAGUGGAAUUCCUAUUAUCUCAAUGAUUCAAGCAGAAGAGUUGUUAGCAAAGGGAAACGAAGCUUACCUUGCCACAAUAACUAUGGAGGGGGGCGAAGUAGAUGCAGAGCUAGACACUAUUCCAGUCGUAGCUGAAUACAAAGACGUUUUUGAAUCAUUAAAAGGGCCACCACCAACAAGGGGAUAUGCUUUCACCAUUGAGAUAGAGCCAAGAGCUGCUCCAGUAUCUAAAGCGCCCUAUCGUUUAGCUCCCGCAGAGAUGGCAGAGUUGAAAAGGCAACUUGAGGAUUUAACAGACAAAGGGUUCAUCCGACCAAGUAGUUCGCCAUGGGGAGCCCCAGUUCUAUUUGUUAAGAAAAAGGAUGGAAGUUUCCGACUUUGUAUUGACUAUCGGGGAUUGAAUAAGGUCACAAUUAAGAACAAGUACCCGCUGCCACGCAUUGACGAGCUGUUAGACCAACUUCAAGGAGCUUCGUGGUUCUCAAAGAUUGAUUUAGCAUCUGGCUAUCAUCAGAUAUCUAUAGCAGAGGAGGAUGUGAGAAAGACAGCUUUCCGGACACGUUAUGGACAUUAUGAGUUCGUAGUGAUGCCAUUUGGGCUAACUAAUGCGCCAGCAGCCUUUAUGAAAUUGAUGAACAAUGUGUUUCGAGAGUAUUUGGAUAAAUGUGUAAUUCUGUUCAUUGAUGACAUCCUGGUUUACUCAAGGACAAAAGAAGAGCAUGAGUGGCAUCUACGCGUGGUGAUGAACAAGUUGCGAGAACAUCAGCUAUUCGCUAAGUUGAGCAAGUGUAGCUUUUGGCAAAGGAAAAUUGGAUUUUUGGGGCAUGUGGUUUCAGAAGAAGGAGUGGCUGUGGAUCCUGAAAAAGUCACAUCAAUCAUUAAUUGGCCUACACCUAAAAGUGCCACAGAGAUGCGUAGCUUUCUCGGGUUAGCUGGUUACUAUCGGAAAUUUGUAAAAGGAUUUGCUAGCUUAUCUAAGCCGAUGACUCAACUAACGGGAAAGGGAGUAAAGUUUGAAUGGUCGGAGCAGUGUGUGGAGAGCUUUAAGAAACUGAAAGAGCAUUUGACCAAAACUCCAGUGUUGGUAUUACCAAGGACAGGAGUACCAUAUGUGGUUUACACCGACGCUUCAGGAACAGGAUUAGGAUGUGUGCUCAUGCAAGAAGAUAAGGUAAUUGCUUAUGCCUCAAGACAACUACGAAAGCAUGAGGUUAACUAUCCUACUCAUGAUCUGGAGCUUGCAGCAGUGGUUUUUGCUUUGAAAAUAUGGCGUUGUUACCUAUAUGGAGAAAAAGUUCAGAUAUUCACUGAUCAUAAGAGCUUGAAGUAUGUGUUCACUCAAAGCGAUUUAAAUCUAAGGCAAAGAAGGUGGAUGGAGAAAAUGGCAGAUUAUGACUUGGAGAUAACAUACCACCCAGGAAAAGCUAAUCAUGUUGCAGACGCCUUAAGUAGGAGGAGGAGCGAUGUAGCAGGCAUCAAAGAUAUGCAAGAACUGACAUCAACUUUAGCUACCUUAAGUCUGUGUGCGGUAACUGUUGAAGAGGAUAAUGCUGGACGAGAGGCAAUAGACCGAGCUGAUUUGUUAUGAAGAGUUAGAGAAGCACAGAAAACUGAUGUAGAAUUACAGAAGGUUUUGGAAGCUGGGUGAUUAGAUAUCGUGUAACAGAUAAUGGGACAGUUUUAUACCGAAAUCGUGUGUGUGUACCAGUGGAUAAAGGUCUAAGAGAUGAGAUCUUACUUCAUGCCCAUCAAUCAAGAUUUUCGAUACAUCCAGGAAGUAACAAAAUGUAUCAGGAUUUAAAAAGGUAUUAUCAUUGGAGUGGAAUGAAAAAGGAGGUUGCCAACUAUGUAGCGCAAUGUUCAAUUUGUCAAAUGGUAAAAGCUGAGCGUGGUUUACCAAGUGGGUUGUUACAGAGUUUAACUUUACCAGAGUGGAAAUGAGAUAUGAUUACUAUGGAUUUUGUCACUGGUUUGCCAAGAACGACGGGUGGCAAGGAUGCCAUAUGGGUAAUAGUGGACAGACUCACAAAAUCGGCUCACUUCUUGGCUAUCAAAAAGACUGAUGGAGUUGAUGUGUUAGCAGAAAAAUAUCUCCAAGAGAUAGUCAAGCUACAUGGUAUACCAGUGAGUAUUGUAUCUGAUCGCGACCCAAGAUUCACAUCAAUGUUUUGGCAGGCUUUCCAGAAAGCAUUGGGUACUAAAGUUCAUUUGAGUACUGCAUACCACCCACAAACGGAUGGACAAUCAGAACGUACCAUACAAACGCUAGAAGAUAUGCUGAGAGCGUGUAUGUUGGACUGGGAGAUAAGUUGGAUGCAUUAUUUACCAUUGGCUGAGUUUGCAUACAACAAUAGUUACCACUCUAGCAUAGGGAUGGCACCCUAUGAGGCUCUGUAUGGACGUCCAUGUCGCACACCCUUAUGUUGGACCGAAGUGGGAGAGCGACGAGAUUUAGAACCAGAGAUUGUUCAAGAGUCAGAGGCUCAAGUGGCUUUAAUUCGGGAUAAGCUUAAAGAAGCUCAUGAGCGCCAGAAAAGUUAUGCAGACAAGAGAAGAAAAGAUUUGGAGUUUGAAGUUGGAGAUGCAGUGUACCUAAAAAUGAGAACGUUUAGAGGGACUAAUGAUCUGAGGAAGUUGAAGAAACUCAGACCACGGUACAUGGGACCUUAUGUCAUAAAUGAAAGGAUCGGGGCUGUAGCAUAUCGGUUGAACUUACCACAAGAAUUGGCAGAUUUUCACAACGUCUUUCACAUUUCAGUGUUGCGCAAGGUGGUUAAAGAACCUCAACUGAUUAUCCCUCAUCCACCCCAAGACUUGGAAAAGAAUUUGACUAUUCCAGCAGUACCUAGAGAGAUCUUAGACCGUAAGGAAACUAAAGUGAAAGGGAAAAGUAUCUGGAAGGUUCAAGUUUGUUGGGAAAGGGAUGGAGUUCGAGAGAUGACUUGGGAGUUGGAAAACCGGAUGAAGGUGGAUCAUCCGGAGCUCUUCCAGAACUAGAGCGGGGCCUUGCCCCAGCCGUGCAAUUCGAGGACGAAUUCAUUCUAUGUGGGGGAGAAUUGUCAUGGCCCAAACCCAUUCAAACCCCCAAGCCCAUAUUUUGAGCCAAAAAAAAAAAACCUUAAAGAAGGACAUUUUAGUCAUUUUGGAUGAUCUGCAACCUAAGAUAUUUCACUUAUAUGUUUUGGCCACGAUCUAGAGAGGAGAGGGAGAGAAAAAUUGAUGGCAAAGCCCUGCCAAAUUCACCAAAAACGCAGCCUGCAACACUCUGUUCUCUAAGUGAGAUCAGUGUCAAGUUGAGGUUUUGGAGAGGAGUUUACGGCCAGAUACUUAAGAUUUAAGCAAAGAGUCUUAGCUGGAUCGAUAGAUCUCGUUCCAAGGAGGACACAGCAACUUUCGUAUCUCAGUUACGAGAGCCAUAUUGUGGGGCAAUUUCCGGUUGAUACAGAAGGAUCUAGGUGACGGUAUUGUUAUGGUUGGAAAGCUGACAUUCCCAGAUUUCUACAGCCACCACGACCACGCAUUUACGAGUGUCACAUAGGGGUUUUGUGAGAAGAUUUACCGGUGAAUCAGAGAGAGUUAGAAAGAGAGUAAGAUAUCUCUGGAAAGCUCUUGUUUCGAGGAAUCUGUAUCAGUUGACGGUUUCUUGUUUAGAUGUAAGAUCAAUUAAUUACUCGUGUUGCUUCCUGGCCAAGAAACAGUUUGUUCUAUCAAAACAGAAACCUUAAUUCCCUUUGAACACAUGCAGUUUCAGAUCGCUAGAACAGUAUUUCAACCGCUAUAUUCAGAAUUUACUUUCAACCUCAGGGCAAAGGUGAGGAUGCGAGCUGUGGAUUCUUAAUAUUAUUAGUCAAGUUGUAUUCUUAAAUGCUAGGUCAAGGAACUUGUUUGUAUUUGAUUGUGAUUGAUGUGUGAUGAUUAUUUGUGAUGAUAAUUUUAAUGAUUAGUUGAUAAUGGUUUAAGUGAUAAGUGUUGAAAGUGUAAAGUAUAUAUAAAAUGUGUGAAGUCGGACUGAGGACGAGGACAUGGCGAUCCCGUCAAAGCCCGUAAACCGGCUGUUAAGCCCAAGGUGGCGUACGACCUUUCGAGGUGACGGCCAGCCUAAGUGUUAUGUUAUUAUUAAUAUUGGGAAUGGUUAUGAGAUAAGAAAUGUUAAUGUGAUUAAUGGAAGUGUAUUGAUAUGAAUAAUUUGUUAUGAUU
This is a messenger RNA of Brassica napus (rape), 8240 nucleotides long. RefSeq lists its product as uncharacterized. Lineage: Eukaryota; Viridiplantae; Streptophyta; Magnoliopsida; Brassicales; Brassicaceae. Gene Ontology annotation, molecular function: zinc ion binding; nucleic acid binding. The coding region runs from base 2437 to 5631 and encodes 1064 amino acids. The record is from RefSeq and is a predicted model, not a curated record. The transcript has 5 exons.